This is a messenger RNA of Camellia sinensis, 615 nucleotides long. NCBI's taxonomy places the organism in Eukaryota, Viridiplantae, Streptophyta, Magnoliopsida, Ericales, Theaceae. The record is from RefSeq and is a predicted model, not a curated record.
GUAUCUAAAUGCCAUUCAAACAAAUGCUCCCCAUCUUUUGCGUUAUCUAGCCACUGCUUUUAUUGUCAACAAAAGGAGACGACCUCAAUUCAAAGAUUUUAUAAAGGUUGUCCAACAAGAGCAGUAUUCAUAUGAAGAUCCAAUCACAGAAUUUUUGGCAUGUGUAUAUGUCAAUUAUGAUUUUGAUGCUGCCCAAAAAAAGAUGAGAGAGUGUGAAGAAGUGAUAUUGAAUGACCCAUUCCUCGGCAAAUGAGUGGAAGAAGGCAACUUUUCAACUGUACCAUUGCGGGAUGAGUUUCUUGAAAAUGCCCGUCUUUUUAUCUUUGAGACUUAUUGCCGAAUACAUCAGCGCAUUGACAUGGGGGUUCUUGCAGAAAAACUAAAUUUGAAUUAUGAUGAGGCUGAGAGAUGGAUUGUGAAUCUUAUCCGAACCUCAAAGCUUGAUGCUAAGAUUGAUACAAAGUCGGGAACUGUUAGCAUGGAACCUAAUCAUCCUAAUGUGUAUGAGCAGUUAAUAGACCACACCAAGGGUCUGACUGUAGUACGCAAAAGUGGUUUUCCCGUAUCAUACAUAAAAAUUAAUUUCAGCCAUUGAUCCUCAUCUUUUAAUCUGUG